ACUGCCUUCUGGGUAAGAUGUCUCCCCAAAAUUUGAAGAGCGCAUGCGUGCGCUGCCUCUUUCCUUUUGCCUCGUUGCAUCCGAGGAAGCAAGAUGGGUCACCAGCAGCUGUACUGGAGCCACCCUAGAAAAUUCGGCCAGGGUUCUCGCUCUUGCCGCGUCUGCUCAAACCGGCACGGUCUGAUCCGGAAAUACGGCCUCAAUAUGUGCCGCCAGUGUUUCCGCCAGUACGCGAAGGAUAUCGGCUUCAUCAAGUUGGACUAAGUGAACGUCCUUGAAUGGAUCGUCCAGCACAUCUACCCUAUGCAGAAACAAUGCUAAUUCCUUGUAUAUAAAAUAAAAAUUUCAAUUAUGAGUGA
This is a messenger RNA of Camelus dromedarius (Arabian camel), 359 nucleotides long. RefSeq names its product ribosomal protein S29 (gene RPS29). Lineage: Eukaryota; Metazoa; Chordata; Mammalia; Artiodactyla; Camelidae. Bases 94 to 264 code for a protein of 56 amino acids. Gene Ontology annotation, cellular component: cytosolic small ribosomal subunit; ribosome. Gene Ontology annotation, biological process: translation. The transcript has 3 exons. Gene Ontology annotation, molecular function: zinc ion binding; structural constituent of ribosome. The record is from RefSeq and is a predicted model, not a curated record.